Drosophila suzukii is the source of this 866-nucleotide messenger RNA. RefSeq names its product dTTP/UTP pyrophosphatase. The record is from RefSeq and is a predicted model, not a curated record. Lineage: Eukaryota; Metazoa; Arthropoda; Insecta; Diptera; Drosophilidae. Gene Ontology annotation, molecular function: nucleoside triphosphate diphosphatase activity.
CCAUCCCUUUGACACAUGGUAUUUGUUUAUAAUUAAAAGAUGUUAUAAUGUUGGCGCCAAUUAAGCAUUUAUUGGGAAAUUAUCGCAUUGUUUUGGCCAGCGGAUCCCCAAGAAGGCAGGAACUGGUCAAAAUGUUGGGCCUCAAUGCGGAACUAUGUCCUUCAACAUUUGAAGAGAAUUUAGACCUGGAGGACUUCAAGGAGUUCUCAGAUUACAUAGAGGCCACUGCACUGGGGAAAGCGGAAGAGGUUUUCUCGAGACUGAGUUCCUCGGGGGAUUAUAAAAACUUAAUUGUGAUAGCUGCAGAUACGAUGGUGACCUUGGGAAAGGAGAUCUAUGGAAAACCCAAGGACUCUGCGGAUGCAAUACGCAUGCUAACCAAUUUAUCUGGAACCUCUAAUCGGGUUUUUACCGGCGUUGUACUGAAACAUGCCCAUGGAAUUCGCAAAUUUACGGAUACAGCAGACGUAUACUUUGGUGACCUGCAGCCAGAUCAAAUUCAGAGCUAUGUGGAUUCCGGUGAUCCCCUAGAUAAAGCUGGAGCUUAUGGGGUUCAAGGUCCUGGAGGUGCUCUCAUUCACCGGAUUGACGGCGACUUUUACUGUGUGAUGGGACUACCGCUGCAUCGCCUGUGCUGUGAAUUGAACAAGCUGUUCCUGCAGGAUCUUUCGUGAUGUUUUUGAUUCAACGCCGCCAUCGCACCCAAUCUAUCUAGAGCUUAUGCUGCAACAAGCGUCAGAGGCUACACACGCUCUUGUGAUUUUAAUCUUGGCUGAUAAGCGGCUAUAUCUCCCCGACCCUCUGGGCUUAUUUGUUUUUGUUUUUUUAGCCCAAGUCAAUUAAAAAUAAAAAUCAUAUAACAGCGA